Molecule: messenger RNA, 6436 nt
Organism: Photinus pyralis (common eastern firefly)
Lineage: Eukaryota; Metazoa; Arthropoda; Insecta; Coleoptera; Lampyridae
Product: anoctamin-8
Exons: 18
Coding region: 446-3469 (1007 amino acids)
Biological process (GO): chloride transmembrane transport
Cellular component (GO): plasma membrane
Molecular function (GO): chloride channel activity
Source: RefSeq, a predicted model, not a curated record
CCUGUAUAUCAAAAUAUAAAAUACCCCUUAAAGUACUUUUGAAAGCUUAUUUAAUCUACAACCAACUCAAUUUCGGCAUUGGGGCACAGCACCCCCCCUUAACUACGCCCCUGACGGAGUCGUAGAACUAUUGAACGGUCAAAAUCAAGCGACAUACGACGAAUUCAACUAGUACGCAACGUGAGCGAGUGAGAUGCGACGAUUUGAUCUUGAGGACUUUGUGUUGUAAAAACUAUGUUUAUCUCUGUUGUUGACUUACAAAACAAAUGACUUCUUUUCGUUUUCUUUAACCAAGUCGUCGUAGCCACUGGGCACGUAAAUGGCCUAUGAGAAGUUGUGGUGUGUUUUUAAUGGAAACGUUUGUUAAAGUUAAUAUAUUUAUCAUUCACAAGAUUGAUCUUUUGUUGUGCUGUUAAACGAAAAUUGGCGCUCGCAAGGGAAAAAAAUGGCAUCAGAAGAGGACGUUUUCGUAGAGCCAGAAAUAAACGAGGGUAGAAAUUUAAGGCACAGAAAAUUUGUGGAACGUGCACAAGAAACAAUUGAACAAGCCUCGGAGUUACUCAAAAGAAAAAUUCCUUGUGCCGGUUACUUUUUGUCUCCAAAAAGGCUGUGGUUAAAACGAGUAUCAACACCAAAUUGUGAUGUGGUUGUAGUUUUUCCUACAGGAACUCAGGAUUCUAUUUUAUUAUGGUUGUUAUCGCGUUUACGGCAGUCAUCGGGCCUUACUGUUCAUGUUCGACACCAUGCGUCUACACAGAGUAGCGCCUUUUACUUAACUGCGCCAUUUACAUUGCUUCUAAAAGCGGCAGAAGAUUUUCACCUACCAAAACAAGUGCUCUCAAUUAGAGGUGGAGGUUUGAAAGAGUUUACUGUACGCGAUUUGCAUUCAUUCGUCAAUGCUGAUAACGAAGAGACAUUCUUUACCAGUCAGGAGAGGCAGUGGCUGGUUUUGAGGUUGUUGGAGAGUAUCCGAGCGAACAUAUCCGAUUUGAAUGUUGUUCCGGACGUAACAUUGCUAGAGGGCCAACCUAUCAUACCGAGAUGCUUGCUCGCCGGCGUUAUAUCCCAAGUGUUUCCGUUACACGACCCGCAAACCUUGGAACGUCUGCAGAACAUUUGGGUCAGGGACAUACGAUCGCAGCAACCGUUAGAUGAGAUAUGUGAAUAUUUCGGCGUGAAGAUCGGAAUGUACUUCGCUUGGUUGGGGCACUAUACUAUGGUGUUAAGUGUACCGGCCGUUGUCGGAUUCCUCUUCUGGCUCUGCUGUAAUGGGAAACAUCAGCACCUGCAAGAUGUCGGAUACGUUUUGUUUUCGAUAUUCAACGUUGUGUGGGCGACCGUGUAUCUACAAGCUUGGAAACGUUACUCCGCCGAGCUUGCUUUUCGGUGGGGAACUCUAGACGAGAGGGCGGAUUUGCUAGCGAAUCCUAGGCCAUUGUAUAGGGGAAUUUUACAACCUAGUCCUGUUACCGGUCGUCUAGAGCCAUCGCAGCCAGCGUGGCGUCGACAUGUUUAUAGAUACUUUGUUUCAGUGCCUAUAAUUGCUAUAUGUCUUUGCGCAGUCUUUAUUGUGAUGAUAGUUUCUUUACAAAUACAGGAUUGGUGGGACGGACAGUUGUACGCCAGAGGUUUACCGUUGUGGUUAGGUUAUGUGCCAAAAGUGAUGUUGGCGGUCGUGAUCUCCGUAAUGGACGAGGCCUACUUUAAAAUUGCAAUAUGGCUUAACGACAAGGAGAACUAUCGACUUGAGACGAAGUAUGAAAAUCAUCUCAUCGGCAAAGUGGCCUUGUUCCAAUUUGUAAACUCCUUUCUGUCGUUAUUCUACAUCGCUUUUUAUCUACAAGAUCAGGCGCGUUUGAAAGAGCAACUGGCAGCGCUUCUCAUCGCGCGGCAAGUAAUCGGUAAUUUGAAAGAGUCGGCGUGGCCUUACAUGUUGGAACAUAUGCGGCUGGCCAAAAUGAGUUUCGAUCUAUGGGGAGUCUUAACUCCUACCACUACUCGUUCACCACCAGGUGUUAUUGACGAGUCUGAGGGAAAUGGCGAGGCUAAGGAGACUAAUUCGCAGAAAACGUUUAAGAGAAGUAUUAGUCAAGCUGAACUGGAAAGCUCAUUUUUUAAGUACGACGGAACAUUUGCCGACCAUUUAGAAAUGAUGAUACAGUUGGGUUAUGUAAUUCUGUUUUCGUCCGCGUUCCCUCCAGCGGCGCUGUGCGCUCUGUUAAAUAAUUUUAUUGAGAUACGAAGCGACGCAUUCAAGCUUGGUUAUAUAUGUCAGCGUCCGUUCGGUCAAAGAGUUCCGAACAUCGGUACUUGGCAGAAUUGCAUGGAAUAUAUGGGAAUUAUGGCUGUGCUAGUAAAUUGUGCUCUUAUCGGUCUCUCUGGUCAAGUACAUCGAAUGUUUCCUGAUAUGACUGCCACUCAAACUAUUCUUCUAAUUGUUGCACUAGAACAUAUAAUGUUAUGUAUACAUUUUUUAAUAACGUGCGCGAUACCUGAUAUGCCGUCUUGGUUGGCCACAGAGAUGGCGAAAAUUGAGUGGGCUCGUAGAGAAAUAAGUCGAGUAUCCGUAACGGCAACUCCGUCGCCGGAUGACGCCAUGACAAAACUAAUAGGGAGAUUCUCCGUGUCGCCCAGUCACGUUCAUGGCAAAGAAGACGGGCCCGAGAAACUGGAAGAGAGGUUAAAAUUGGAAUCGGAAAUUCUAAAAGAAAUUAUUGACUCGAGACCUGUCGGUCCUACUCCCAGUGCGGAACCCAUUCCGACACCUACUUCAACGGUACCUGCUGUUAAUAAAAAUCUCCCCCACCAUAAUCCAUUAUCAAUUACACCCGAUAGCAUCCAAGAAAUACCACCAUUUAAACCUAGGAAAUCGAGAGAGUGGGUUCCCGUGGAGGGAGAACCCAGCCAUCAUUUAACCAUCGGGCCGAGUGGCGGUGCCGAAUGGACGCGCAAAUUAAAGGAGGAAAGUGGUGACAUUCACCGAAGCACAGAUUGUAUUACGUCUAAGGACGCGUCCAGUUCGGAUUCGGAUUUGUUACGCAGUAGUCCAAUUUGGCCCCCCAGGCCUAGGUCGCCGAGCGGCAGUAGUACCAAUAAUGUUCCGUUACGUCCGAAACCGGUACAGGCGGAUCCUAAUUUAAGUGAUAGCACUCGAAGUAUAUCUAGUCAGGAGGCAGAUGAUCAAGUGAAAACUUCUGCCGAGGAAUUAGCGGCGAAGAAAACCAGAGUGAAACAGAGCCUAAUGAAACGUGCAAGAUCGGUGGCGAUCUUUUCGCUUAAGCUUAAGGAACGAAGAGCGAGAGAGGCGCAGGAAAAGGCGAAUAAACCGGCAGUCACGCCCACCGCUUCCCAUCCACCACCGCCACCUCCUAGUGUCGGCGGUGAACUUUCAUGUAUACCUAUAGAAAAGCUCAUACAAGUCGAAGACUUGCGACGAAACCAACGACCUAAUCAAACCGGAACUUUGUAGCCACACUAAACCUCCCCCCUUAUACAUAUUUUCUAUUUAUUGAAUUUAUUUUAUAGGAUACUGUAACCCUAACUAUUAAAGUAGGAGUAGAAAAGGCUGGCAAAUCUAUCUUAUCAAAAAUGACGGUUGUUUUUGAAAUUCUAAAUGUGAUAUACAGUUAGCACGUAUACGUCUAAAUUACUGGAAGUUAAAGGUAACAAACAAAAAACACAAAUACUUUGCAGAUGGCGCCAUCUAUUUGUGCUGUUUUUUUCGUAUUUAGUGAAGCUCAGCUGUGAAAGGGAGACUGUUUCCCAUCGGUAGAUGCGCAUACGCAUUCUUGAAUGUUCUUUUAUACUUGAAACUGGCCUUGAAUGUUGCUCGUACCGUAGAGAGAAGUACUGGCAAUGUAUAAAUAAGCCUGUUUUUCUAAAUGUACCUGACUACAUUAACUAAAAUAGUGCGCAUUACUAGUUUGCAAUUUAAAAUAUUCAAAGUUUAUUUUUUUAAAGUGCGUUCGAGUAGGGCUUAAUUUCCGAAUGCUAGGAAUAGAGAAUUUUGAUAUAGAAAAGAAACAUCCCAACAAAGUCCAAUCUACAGGGUGAGUCCUAUGGUGUCGAUUCACCUUGUACGCAAGUGUAAAUAUAGCAUUACAAAAUUCGAUAGAAUUUGACAUUUCAUUUUUUAUUGUGCAAGUCAAACGAGCAGUUUUCAACUUCGAAUUCCACUAUACAAAUGGCAGUCUUCCAAUUUGUUUCUACGAAAUAUUCAUAAGGGGGCUUAAUCUUCAUUGUAUAUUAUAUAUUAUAUUGUAUAUCGGGUAUUACUUUGUGGAAUUAUUAAAUUUAAUUUCAUCACCCUGUAUAUCGACCUAGUGUUUUGGACGCAGCUAAGAAUCACUCAUUAAAGUAAGUAUGUACCAUUAAGUAACACCUCCAAUUAUAAGCUCGUUGAAACCUGUGUAUGUUGGACCAUUGAUUACGAACACGAGGAUUAGAGAGCAGUUUUUGCUACAAUUUUCAUUACAUGAGGCACCAGGAAUUUUUGAUAGUAUAUUGUUUUUAUUUAUACUAUCCAGUAGUCCCAGGCGCCAAAUGUGUAACUGGCUUAGUUGCAAUUACAAGGGUUAAAGACCCCUCUUGCACAAAAUAAAAUUGAACCUCUACUGGCAAACACUUAACUAAUACCCCAAAUGCUUUGUGUAGAUUCGAUUAUUAUCAAUAAAUACAAUACAAAAUUGGUUUCAUACAAAUAAUUUUCGUGGGCCGAUUGCUUUAGGAAUAUUAAAAAUAUUUCGAAGAAGAUCUCUCAUGCAAAUUCCUAAAAAUAACCGACCACUGCUUGAUACAAAUCAAAAUUUUUAAAAUAACUGCAGUUAUUGACGUGGGGAAUAUUCACUUCCCAAAUGGUACGUUUCGCCUAGCGAAAUCGAGCAGGAAUCCCUCGACUCGCGGAAUCUCUCGCUAUCCCACCACUUUCGCCAUCUGAAUUUCGCCCGUGAGAAAAGCCGAAAAGGAUCUUAUUUCUGAACGCAAAUGACCUCGACUGGCGUUCCCCAACAACCAAUAGAAAAUCUGCAUUUCCGUCACGUGCUGGGUUUAAACAGAACGGAAAGUUUGAAGAUAUUAUGACAACCGCGCUCGCGAUACGUUUUGUUAUCGCCAGACAUACUUUUGUUCACGUUCGCUAUGAAGCAGUACAUUGACCAAAAUAUAAAUUCGAAAGGGUCACACAGGUUUCACGACUGUUAGUAAGCUUCGUAAUUUCUUUUUUAAUAUUCAAAUAGCGGUAUUGAAAAUUAUUUACGCAACACUGCACAUCCGAUUUAAAAAUGCAGUAGAUUUGCACAGCCUAACAACCACAACUAAUUUAUAGUGACUUAGAAUUAGGUUUCAUAAUAGUUUUUCGAUUGCUCGAAUGUAACCAAGUCAGGUCUAUAUUACGACUCGAGAGCACAAGCAAAUGUUAUGAGAUAUCAUUAGAGUUUAGAAUUAUAUUAAUAAGGUGAUUUUUGAAAAACCGUUGGAACUUAACUAUAAUUUAUGAGAGGCGCUGAUGAUGGUAAUAAAACGUGAGAGGGAAAAGCUCAACGAUUUCUUUUCGUAUGGCGUUCAAAAGGUAUAGUUAAAUUAGUUUACAGAUACCAAAAAGUGUCAAUGACUAUAGUAAGUAAAUAGAUUAAUUAAUAACGGCAGUAAGCUUUUCUGGAACUCAGUUAUGUAUAGUCAGUUUGUCUCUAGAAUUAUUUAUUUAGUAACAAAAUGUAAGUGUAGCUUUUAUAUAUUUAGGGUAUAAAUAUUAUGAGCAGUGGCCUAAAACAAUGCCAUGAAACUUACAUUUGCUUAAUCUCAUAUAUUUUGCUACGCAUUUAUUUUUGUAAACUAUCAAAUCAGUUAAAUGCACAUAUUUUUGCUACACGUGUUGGAAAGUUUGUGUUUUUGAACAACUUAAUUUCGUCCAAAUUGUGUAUAAUCGACUUCGAAAUUAUUUUUAAGGCAAUAAACGAUGAGUAUAAUGUGCACUUGUACAAAAUACUUACUGAGCGCACAAUGUCAACAUAUUCUAACGUAUUCUUAAGUAGCCGUUACGUUCUGUUAGCCCUUAUCUACGUUUGAAGUCACAAUAAACACUGUGCGUUGUGAUUUUGGUUUUUGUAAUUUAGCACUUUUAAUUUAUACACUAAUAGACAUAAGCAUUUAUACUAUGAAUGUUUCAUAAUUAGUUAUAUAUAACAGAAUUAAGACUGCAGAGUAUUUUUGUGAACGUAAUACAUACCUGUUAUUAAGUAUUAGAUUAUUAAAAAUACACGCUAUUGUAAUUACUCCAGUAAAUGCCUGCCUUGAACUUGUUGCCACUGCACAGUGUGAAACAAAAUAAGUGUUGAAUAUUUUUUUGUAUUUUGUGUCUUAUUUUGUUACUCACUGUAUCUACACAUAAAUGUUGCUUACGUGUAAGCUUGUUGAUUCAAAAUAAAGUGUUUGUAAACAA